AUGCACGUGACUCUCCAGGACUGCGUCGCCCUCUCUGUCUACACCUUCACCUUUCUGCUGGGCCUUCCAUCCAACCUGCUGGUCCUCUUCGUGUACGUGCGCAAGUCCCUCAAGCGCGGCGCCACACCCAACGUGGUCUACGCCCUCAACCUGUGCUUGGCCAACCUCGUGCUCGUGGCCUGGCUGCCCGUCAAGGCUCUGGAGACUUUGCUUCAGGGCUGGAGGCUGCCAACACCCCUCUGCCCCGUCUACAGCUUCUUCCUCUUCUCCUCGUUAUACGGCAGCUGCCUCUUCAUCACUGCCGUGACGGUGGGCCGUUACCUCAGCAUCGCAUUCCCGAUUAUCUACAAGAGAUACCGCCGUGCUCGGAUCUCCUGCUUCAUCAGCGCUGCCCUUUGGGCACUGGUGGUGCUACACCUCAGCUUUGCCCUGGUGGCUGAAGGAGGCGCUCACUUUGUCUCCGUCAAGGAUCACACCUCAGCUUGCUAUGACAAUUUCAACGCUUCCCAGCUGGCUGUUCUGCUGCCUCUGCGCCUGGAGAUGGCCAUCAGCCUGUUUCUUUUGCCUCUGCUUGUGACGUCCUUCUGCACGUUGCGCUGCGUUACCCUGGUGUGGCGCUCAAAUUUGCCCCCUAUGGGGAAGAGAAGAGUCCUGACUGUCGCACUCUCCACGCUUGCCGUGUUUGUGGUGUGCUACGCGCCCUACAACGCCUCGCACAUUGCCGGGUUUGUGUUGGAGAAGAACCUUGAGUGGAGGACAUACGCUAUGAUGACGAGCUCCUGUAACGUUUUCCUGGAGCCCGUGGUCAUGCUGAUGCUGUCGCCGGCAGUGUCGAGGGGCAUCGUGGGAAGAAUCUGUGGGCGGCAAAGUCGGCUCAGUCGGAGUGAGGGUUGUCGGCAUCGCUGUAAUACCGCCAGCGGUGUUGCCAAUGUCAGGGCACCACCUACACUGUCCGAGAAGACCCAGGCGGGGGCCGAGGUGACUAAGGUCAGUCAGGAGUGA
This is a messenger RNA of Xiphias gladius (swordfish), 1002 nucleotides long. Its product is annotated as free fatty acid receptor 3. The record is from RefSeq and is a predicted model, not a curated record. Gene Ontology annotation, molecular function: bioactive lipid receptor activity. NCBI's taxonomy places the organism in Eukaryota, Metazoa, Chordata, Actinopteri, Istiophoriformes, Xiphiidae. Gene Ontology annotation, cellular component: plasma membrane. The transcript has a single exon. Gene Ontology annotation, biological process: G protein-coupled receptor signaling pathway; positive regulation of cytosolic calcium ion concentration; positive regulation of calcium ion transport. Bases 1 to 1002 code for a protein of 333 amino acids.